Molecule: messenger RNA, 7327 nt
Organism: Acanthochromis polyacanthus (spiny chromis)
Lineage: Eukaryota; Metazoa; Chordata; Actinopteri; Pomacentridae
Gene: trappc12
Product: trafficking protein particle complex subunit 12
Exons: 12
Coding region: 297-2786 (829 amino acids)
Cellular component (GO): TRAPP complex; Golgi apparatus
Molecular function (GO): protein binding
Source: RefSeq, a predicted model, not a curated record
UGUUUCUCUUUUUACUGGCCGCUUUUCGUUGUCUAGUGAUAAAUGUAGUAUUUUAGCGCUGUCUGUUCAUUUUAAAUUGUGAACAGCUAAUAACGAAACACGACCGUUGAAAGUUCUUGCUUAGCUAAGCUAGCUAACGAUAGCCAGUCUGCUAAUGUAGCUUUAGCAACAUAGCCAUCACCAAAUAGAAAGUAUCCCGUAAUGUCUGAGGUAACGGCAGCACUUUAAGCGGGUAUAAAAGAAAAGGAAAUGGCCUAGUCAAUGUAGCUGUGGUUCAGAGCUGAUGGACCAGUAAGAUGGAUACAGGGGAGAGUCAUGCCCAGCGGCCUGUCACACUGGACAUCACAGUGGAAGAUGUAGGCACGGAGGCCUCAGCUCCAGCCCCUACUGAGCCAACCACAAGCCAGACCCCUUCCAGAAGCAACGUCCUUCCCCAGGAGGACAGCAUUGACCUGGGCGGGGAGUUUGCCACCCCACAGGAGGACAGCAGCACCACACCCUCAGAGAGCCUGAUGGACAAGCUCAACGACCAGAUGAUGGAAAGUGUCAUGAUUUCAGACUCACCCAAUAACAGCGAAGAGGAUGAUGUAGCUCCCAUUGAUUCCUUUCUGGAUGGACCUGAGAGCGAGAAUGCAGGAGAGACUUCAGGAAACCAAGACGAGCAAAGUGAAAUUGGACAUAAUACAACUGAGAUUAAAGUUUCAGUGGAGAAACAGGAGGAAGGAGGCAUGGAGGAAAACAUAGAGGAGGACAAAAAGGAGCUGACAGAUACACAAAAGGAAGUCACAGCCUUUGAUUCACCUAAAGGUGACACACAGAGUCCAUCUGAUAGUCAGGGUGAGGAAGCGGUAUCUGAGUUAGCCAAAGCGAAUACCCCCAAAGAUGAGCCUGUGCCGGUGUGCACUAUAUUCAGCCAGGGCACACAGCCCAAGUCUCUGGUUCCUGAUGGCUUCCAGCCCACCCUCAUCAAAUCUCCCAGCUUUAGCAUGGGGAGUGGUAGUGGAAGUGAUGGGGCCGUGACCCCCAGCAAGCUGACAGCCCCCCUGGUGUGCCAGCCCAGCCCUAGCCUCAGUAAGUUCUUCACUGAUAAUGGACAAGCUAAUCCAGCCUCCGACUUCUUUGAUUCCUUCACUGCUCCCUCCUCCUUCAUCUCUGUGUCCAACCCUAAUGCAGACAUUCCUCCUGGCACCAGCCCUGCACCCAUAGCCCCCACACCUGAGCGCCAGCUGUCUUCUGCCUCCUCCUCCAUCUCCACCCCUGGUGGAACCUUGGACUCUGGUGCUCCCACCCCUAGCUCAGUGUUUGACUCUGCCCCUGCUGAAUCAACCCCAAAGUCCCAGCCUCUUCCAUCUCAGACGGUCCCAGCUCCAGCUCAGACUCCUGCCUCAGUGCCAGCCUCUCAGCCACAGCCCUUCAACCAGCUCCAGGCUGUGUUUUCAGGCAGUGAUGACCCCUUUGCCACGGCACUGAGCCUGAGUGAGGUGGACAGACGCCAUGACGCCUGGCUGCCAUGUGAGGAGACCAGGAAGGUGUUAAUCUCUGUUGCCACCCAGCAGUAUAGCCCAGCCUACGCAGAGACCAACAGACUCACUAUGCCUGGCCUCAAGUUUGACAACCUGCAGGGUGAUGCUGUAAAAGACCUAAUGCUUCGUUUCCUGGGAGAGCAGGCAGCCACCAAGCGGCAGGUCCUCACCGCCAACUCUGUGGAGCAGUCCUUCAGCGGCCUCAGACAGCUCAUCAGCAGUAAGAACUGGCGGGCUGCAGUGGAUCUGACGGGCCGGCUGCUGACAGCUCACGGUCAGGGAUACGGCAAAGCCAGCCAGCCAACCUCCCACACCACAGACUCGCUGCAGCUCUGGCUGGUGCGUCUGGCCCUCCUCACCAAGCUGAACCUUUUCCAAAAUGCUGAGCUGGAAUUUGAACCCUUCGGCAACCUGGAUCAACCAGACCUCUACUAUGAGUUCUACCCGACUGUUUACCCUGGAAGGAGAGGCUCCAUGGUGCCGUUCUCCAUGCGGCUGCUGCAUGCCGAGCUCCCCCAGUACCUGACCAAACCCCAGGAGGCUCUGGACCGCCUGCACAAUCUCAAAACCGUCUGCCUGGCUAUUCUGGAGAACUUGGAGAAGGGUUUGGCUGAGGAUGGCAGCAUGAUCACCUUAACCCAGGAGAACAGGCAAGCGUCUCUGAAGCUGUGGAGGUCUCGUCUCAGCCGGGUCAUGUACUCCAUGGCCAACUGCCUGCUGCUGAUGAAGGACUAUGUUCUGGCUGUGGAGACCUAUCACUCCAUCAUCCAGUAUGAACCCCAGCAGUGCGUGCAGCUGCUCAGUGGUAUCGGACGCAUCUUCUUGCAGAUCGGAGAUGUAAAAACGGCAGAGAGAUACUUCCAGGAUGUGGAGAAAACCUGCCAGAUGAAAGGCAGCCAGCUCAGCCACACCACAUGCGUGUUAAUGAACAGGGCUUUUGUCUACCUCAGUCAGAACAACUACGCUGAAGCACAUGCAUCCUUCAUUGAAGUGUUAAAAAUUGACCCAAAAAACCCUGUUGCCAACAACAACGCAGCGGUGUGCCUGCUGUACCUGGGGCGGCUGAAGGAGUCCCUGGGCCAGCUGGAGGGCCUGGUGCAGCAGGACCCCACGCUCUACCUCCAUGAGAGCGUGCUCUUCAACCUGACCACUAUGUACGAGCUGGAGUCGUCUCGCAGCACCCAGAAGAAGCAGGCCCUGCUGGAGGCCGUGGCCUGCCGGGAGGGAGACAGCUUCAACACCCAGUGCCUCAAACUGGUGUAGAGGCAGGAGAACUGGGAUGGAGACACACUACAGCUGUCCUCCUGGGAGAUGCAGAAUUAAAGUAGAAUGUCCAGGAGGGAGGAAAGCUCCGCAUCCUGUCAGAGCGUGGUGAUGGGAUGUUUGGUUUCCCAAAUGUAAGUUGAUCCUUGAUGUCUGAGAGCUGGUUUUAUUGUUAAUACUCCAGAACAGGGACACAUUUCUGAUAAGCCCAGCAACAAAAUCAGCUCACAUAUACUGGUAGACUGGAGCAGCAAAAACCCUGUAUGUACACCAGUUUUAUUUUACAGUUUAACACAAGAGUCUGGCAUUUCGGGGAAACGUGUUUAUUUCCUGAGGAUAGAAAUCUCUCUGACUCCUACACAUGAAGCUACAGCAGCUGGUAGAACCUAUCAAUGAACACAUUCUAACCCUUAAAUCAGAAGUGUAAAGAGUCGCAGGUUACAUACUCGAGUAUUUCUUGACCAGACCCAAUGAUUGUUGCUAAGCAACAAGUGAGAAUCAAUGAAGUCACUGAACCAGAACAAGAAAAUGGAGACUGAGGUCCUGCUAAGACCUGUAGAAUGAGGUCCAUGUGAUUGACUGGGGUCAUUCAUAGAGAACUAAUCACCACCAGAGCAGCAGCGUUGCCACGUUUACUACCAGCUGUGUGAGCUAUCAUUAGUGUGUUAUGCUCUUACUGGUCAUUACAUUUUAUGUUUUUGUUCCAAUAUGUUGAGAUUUGAUGAUUUAUCCACCACUAGACUGUAAACAGAAGUAGUGGAAGUCUUUUACUGCAUAACUGAAGCACAUGUAUGAGGAAAAAUUCUUUGAUAGUGAAAGUGUAAAACAAAAAAAAGGUGAAAUCUGAUUGGCAAUGAAUUAUGAUUCCAUUUUUAAUAAUGAAGGUCGUACAUCUUGGAGGGGGGACACCUCGAUGUUUCAGUUUGCUUCACUCAUGAGCUCUUUUGUAUUAGAAAAAUUGGAUUACGUUUGAAUCACAGUUAAAACUAAACAGAAGAUGAUUGUAGCAGGUUGCCAAGCUUUACCAUUUUUUUCCUCCUUUGGUUUUUAUAGUUUUACUGAUUUCUCAGGGACACCUGAGAACAACAAGCACUUCUUUACUAACUUAGCCAGCAGGGCGGCUAAAAACUAGCUCAUUGACACCUCCAACUGUCCAUCACACAACCAUAGAAGUCCCUAAAGAAACAGCCUAGCACCUACCCUGUAACACACAGUCAGUGUCCAUCAGCUGCUUUCUCUUGUUGUUAGCAUUGAUGCUAAGCUAAGCUAAGCUACACGGCUGCUGCCUACAGCUUCAUGUUUAGCAGACAGAGAAGGAAAUUAAGAGAACACAAAUAAACACAUUCCCCAAAUAUUCUUUUACACUUGUGAUAUUUUAGAAAUCCCAGUCAGCACCACUACAGAGGAAUCAUCAGAUGAUCCGUUAUUAGGGUAAAAACAGACCGUCACACUACAGUCUGAGGUUUUUAGGGAACUGCUGGCUCGUAAUGUGAGACCUGAGAUGGGCAUUAUCCUGAGCUGCACUGUUUAAAGACUAAUAAACUCCACAGCAGCCCUUUGUGAAGCUGCACACCUGGAACAGCGCAUUAACAGACCACUUUCACUCAUUAACCAGUGAAACUAAAGCAGCCCGUCAGAUCGCAUCGUCCACUAAACAGAAAUGUAAAGUAGGAAUCCAGAACUGUACAUAUCAAAGAGGUGGAUGUUUUUUUUUCUUUUGAAAUGAUUAUAUUGAGAUAAUUGUCUUUUAUUGAUUUGUCUUCCACUGUUUACAUACUGUGCUGAUCAUAUUUAUGUACAUUAAAAUACAUUUUGUUUUAUUCUAAAUCAACCUGAUUAAAGGUCAAGCUGAUAAAAACACACAAAUUAAAAUCAUUAGCAGCUUUAUUUUUCUUACAAUAUAAACUGUAUAUUGAUCUGUCAGUGAUGCUUCACCCCAUUAGCUCAGAUAAAUCAUGUCAUUUCUCUUUAUUGAUCCAGACAGAUUGGAAUAUAAAAUUAGAAAACAGUGAUGCCAGUAGUCAGAAUUAUUUCUACAUUUAAGAGAAUAAAGCAUUUAUCAGCUUAUCAUGAUGUGAAACAAGUAUUCAGACCUUGAAUUAAUACCUACUCUGGUAAAAGUAGAGGCAAAUGAUACUGAAGUGUUCUAAAAGUAAAGUACUCCUGCAGAGUGGCCCCUUUAAAAGUGUUAGAUUCCAUUAUUAUUCCAGAUGCUUUAACAUCUGGGCAGCAUUUCAAUGGAAGAUGGUUGACAUGAAGCUAGACUGAACCAUGUGAAAGGUUGCUGGGCGGUGUUUAGUAUCAUAUUUUAUGAUGUGAUCACAGUUAAAUGUGUUUCUACCCAUCACAGGUUCUGAUUUAUAGUACAAUGAAGUGUAUCUAUAGAACCCCCCUAUAGGGCUACAUCAUUUCAUCCAACUCUAAAAGGCCUCUUGGUGCGUAAUGAUUGCUUUAAUCGUCUGUAGAUUUCUCACUAUUCUACGUAAUUAUUUGCCUCUUCCCAAUCACCCUGAUUUAGUGUGAGCAGUGGUCAUGUAGUGAAUCCAUCCAGUCGUUCCUCAGAAUGCCUUCAGAGAAGCCACAUACUUCUGGCGGAUUUCAAAGUCAUCAGCAGGUCUGUUGUAAGCCUUCCACACCGGCUCCCCCACAAACAGCCUCAUGACUUUAGUGUAGUCCUGUAGAUACAAAGAGUUCAGAUCAGAAGCUGGUCAAUUACUCUCUCAAAAGUUAUAGAACAUUCCAGUUUCUCCAUGGUAAAUGGUUGUAUUUAUACAUCACAUUCACCCACUGAUGGCGGGAGCUGCCAUGCAAGGCACUAACCACGACCCAUCAGGAGCAAUUAAGGGUUAGGUGUCUUGCUCAGGGACACCUCGACAUGAGCACAACGGGCCGGGGAUUGAACCGCAACCUUCCGGUUGCGAGACGGCCACUCUACCCACUGAGCCAUGCCGCCCAUGUGAGUGUUUCUUUGUACUCCAAAAUGAAAGCACAGAACAAAUAAACAGAUAAAGUUAAAAACAAUCUAUUUACAAAACCAAAAUGUAUUCUAAACUUCUGACUCAUCAGAGUAGCACCUUUGGCAGAUAUAUCAGCUGAACACACUCAUUCCUUCCACAGUGGAAAUCAAACAUUCUUCAGAAAGUUCUUCCAGUUCUACAGCAGAAGUUCCCAUAAAUGUGUGGAAGUUCCCAUAAAUGUGUGGUUCUUGUAGGUUCUUUGCUUUCACUCUUCUGUCCAGUUCAUCCAAACCAGCUCCAUGGGGUUUAAGUCUGGAGACUGUGCUGCCACUCCAUGUUUUCAACCAUCUGGUUCUUUGUUCCUAAGGUAGUUCUGCAGAGCUUGGACUGAUGUUCUGGGUCAUUAUCUGCUGUAGGAUGAACCUCUGACCAACUAGAACAUACCAGAGGGUUCUGCAUGGAGCUGCAGAAUGCUGUGGUAGACGUUUAGGUUCAGGGUUCCUCUCACUCUGUACACGUAUGGAAUGAACCAGUGAGGCAAAGCAGGAACUUAAGACUGUUUGACUGUACAGACUGGAGUGUUUCUGAAGCUGCCAACAACAACCUGGAUGAUCUGACAGACACAGUGACGGCUUCCAACAGUUUCUGUGAGGACGUGUUCAGGAUUUACAGCAAUAACUAGCCAUGGUUCACCACCAACCUGCGAUAGCUCCACCACGCCAAGGAGGACGCCUAAGGGAGGGACAGAGACUCACUGAACAAAGAUCUGAGUGGCUAAGAGGAGCUACUCUGAAACUGAAGAACCGGUUCUCAGCUAACAACCCUGCUUCAGUGAGGAGAGGCCUUCUAGACGUCACCACCUACAGGAGACCCUCCCCCCUGCCAAAGCAACCAGAGAUCUGGACAACAACAUCAACAAUACCUUCUACUGUAGGUUUAAAAAGGGAUGCAUUCACACCCCUCACCCACCCAACAACCCCCAUCACACCUCAAACUGUUAGAAGAACAGCUUCCACCCCACUACCAUCACCCUGAUAAGCAGCUCCAUUCCUCCACAUCUGUACAGUAUACCAGUGGACAUGUCCAGUACUUUCUGCACUCCAUCAUCAUCUAGUAAUUAUCAUUUUUGCACUACUGUGUUUAUAUGUGAAGAGUUCAUUUGCAAAACAGGUAACUCGGUUUUCAGAAAACUCAUUUUUUAUUGUUUACUUGAGAUAAUAACGCUAAUAAUUUAUUUUCUCUCUAUUUUGUCAUGUAUUUUUUUACUAAGUCAAAUCCACUCAACUUCAGUUUGAUUGAUAUUAUCUCAAGUAAACAAUAAAAAAAAGUUUUCUGAAAAUGUAUUAAAAUGGAGUUAUCUGUUUUUGCAAAUUAACUCUUCAUAUUUCUUUCGAUCUUGUAAAUUUCUGUAUAUAUUGUGUUAUAUUUAUUUUUGUUACUAUUUUUUUUCCCUCUUCUUCUUGCUACAUAUUUUUUUAAACUAUUAUUCUCUUUCCUCAUUCCUAGGAUGACACCAUCAGCUGAAACCAAAUUCCUUGUAUGUUCUGUACAUACUUGGCCAUUAAAGCUGAUUCUGAGUCUCUC